AUGCUUUCAGGCGAUGCCGUCGUAGCCUUCAGCCGCAAGGACAUCUUCAGCAUCAAGAAAGAGAUCGAGAGCAAGACUCCUCACAAGUGCUGCGUCAUCUACGGCUCGCUGCCGCAGGAGACUCGAGCCCAUCAGGUGGCUCCAUAUGCCGCCACCACCCCCCCGAGGUUCGAUUUGUCAACUUGA
Molecule: messenger RNA, 186 nt
Organism: Ectocarpus sp. CCAP 1310/34
Lineage: Eukaryota; Phaeophyceae; Ectocarpales; Ectocarpaceae
Source: the annotation of a GenBank genome assembly